GCUUCGAUUAAUAAUACUGCUAAAGCUAGCUAGCUAGCUAGCUAGCCAUAGCUAGUUGCACUAAAGAAUCAAAGUUACUAGUAUAGUAUAGCUAGCUCUUGGACAUGCUGUUUGUCUGCCACUAAUCUAUACCAGUAAUUCCCAGGCUGAAGACUCAUCAGAGAAGAGCUGCAAAUUAAUAUGCUGUGCAAGGAGACACUGGAAUUAAUAUGGAGCAAUCCGAUUGGUGGAAGGAGUUCGAUAGAGUAUGGAGAAUCCCAAGAACAAGCUUGCUGUGACCUAGUUGGGCAUGGCCCAACCGUCCCUGACGGGAGAUUGGGUUUCAAGCGUAUCUGGAAUUUGUCUUUGCUGCAGCCCAGUAUACAUAAUGAAUAAUUCUCCAGUGGAAUUUGUAGAAAUGUAGUUAUAUAGGAGUACAUAUAGACAUGCAGCCACCUAAAAGGAAGGACUACGUAUCUGCCUCACACAAAGCCACCCACAUUCUCAACCUUCUACGCCGAUCUGCGAUCAAUGUACACAUGCAGGAGAUCAGCCAAGAGAAAAGAGCAUUCAGUCACAGAAGGCAUAUAAGAAGUUAUUCAAUUACAUGUGACUUUUUUAGGUCUGUGUACGUUAUAGAGGGCGACUGAUUCAUGAGACAAUAUUUCUGCACGGUUUCUGUCUGUUGACAGCUAGGUGUCUCUAUGAUGGUUUUAUAUACUGGACCUCCCUAUAUCAGCACAUAAUACCCAUACUAGGUAUAAUUAUUAUAGAUCCAGUCAUGUUCUACUGCUGAGUCAGCAAAAACGAAAAGCAAUUUGGCUAUUGAAGGGGCUGGAGUCGAGGCUAAGGCAUGAGACCUUUGACCUAGGUUAAUUUCUAUAAAAAAUGGCAAAUGAUCUGCUCUCUAGCUCUGUGGGGCUCCCAGUGGAGUUCAAGCGCAUGCUUUCUUGGCAGCUCUCAACACCAUCUGCGUUUCCUGUCAAGAAGCAAAAGAAAAAAAGACAAGUGGGUUCUCUUUCACACUGCAGUGACUCUGAGGAGGGAGGAGAGAGUGACUUUGAUUACGACGUUGUGGUUGUAAACAGCGACGGAGAGAAUGAGGUUUACUACUCUGCCCCAGAGUCUCCAAUGUCCAGUGGAUCUGAACAAGGCUCUCUUGCUACAGCUACAGAGGCUGCCACUAGCACCGUUGAAGACACGCCCACCAAACAAAGUAGGAGUUCGAGUAAAGGCAAAUCAAAAAAACAGAAGAAAAAACUUAGGUCCAUAAAUAGAAAGGCUGUGGCUGAAUUCUUAGGCCCAUUGUGUGACCUUGUGAGUGAAAAUAGUGUACCGGCUAUGGAUUUUGGAACUGUAAAAUUGCCCAGCCAGGCUCAAGUCCCUCGUCUUGUUGAACUCUGUCUCAUAAGGAUGAGAAAAGAUGAUGCUGAAACCACCACGUAUGUUCCGUAUCUCCUUAAAGUCCUACUUCGGAAUGACCGCUCCCAAAUCUCACAGGUGUCCAUCUUUCUACGAUGGCUAGAAAAGGAGCUUAGUACACCAUUUCUAAUGGCACAAAUUCAUGCUGACCCCAAUUCUGAUCCCGUGAUGCAUUGGGGGCUGCCGGCCAAGUUACUCGCACCAUCUGGGCUCUCAUCCAUGCAGCCAUGUGCAGAUACUGGCCUGCAUGUAUCGGUUUUUGACUUCGGGGAAUGUAACCUUUUGAACACUUUGUGGAUGAGACAGCCAUUAACAGGGCCCUUGCUUCACUUAGUAAACUUUGCCUUUCCCUUGUUUGGGAACAGAGAUCAAAGCACAAAGCCCCAGGACCUGCUCACACCUGCUCAACUAGCCACAAUUCAUUAUGUGUCCUCUUUUAUCCAAGCUAGGUACAAGAAUCUCAGUGAAGUGAUGUCUGGCAUGUUGUUGCUGUGGCCAGGAUAUGUCUACUGGGCUAGAGGACAGAUCAAGCAGGCUGUGGCUGCUUUCCAGAGUGCUGUCUCUAAGCUUGAGUGUGAUGGAGAUCCUAUUGCUCUAGGUAACCACCAAGCAGCUGUAUUGAAUGAGAUUGGUCGUAUGCUGGUUCAGUUUGGAGAGCGAGAGCUGGCUUGCAGAUUUUUCAGGGAAAGCGAGGGGCUCACCAGAUUUCAUAAAGCACCUGGAAUAGCACAAUUUCCUGUUAAUCAUCUCCUGAUUCAACCUUCUGUUCUGGCUUUAGAAGCAGCUGCUUACGAUUGUGGCCUACUCACAAGCUCAGUGGCGAGGGACGCAGCUCGACUGUGGAGAAGUGUUCUCCAGGUCUUAGAACCUCUUCCUACUUCGUUAAGCCAACAUUGGCCCCUACAGUUAGCAGCUGCUGAGUCCAGAAUGCUGGUUCACUCAGGGGAAUUGGUUGGGGUCAACCCCAGUGACCCCACUGCUCCAGGCUGUACCAAUCCAGACUUCUUCAAUAAAAAAUUUCUUGAGCAAUGUUUGGAGUUUUUGGAGCAGCUGGCAGUGAGGCAGCCACUCCUCCAAUACCAUCUGUCCAUGAUCCAUGCGUUGCUGGGACAAGGAGGCAGCUCUAAGAGAAGCUGGACACGCUUCAUGGAGGCAUUCAUUCACAUGGAGUGGCCACAUUGGAUACCUGAGAGAAAUUCGCGAUUCCACAUGUUCAACACCUCAGCUCCAUGGGAGCCACUCAUCAACCUACUGAGCACCAGUUCUCUGAAGCACGCUCCAAUGCUCAAACUACGCUGGAGGACCCGCCUGCUACACCCGCGUUACCCGUACUACUACCAAGAUCGUACUGCGUCUAUGUUAGCUGAUCACUGUUCACAAGAAAUUGGUAUCCGGCUCUCAGAGGAUGGCUACAUCACAGCAGACUGGCAUAUGGACUCCCCCCCAAUGAGAACUGUGUUGCUUGACCCAUACACUGGCCAGCUGUGUUUCCCUCGUGAGGUAUCAAAGAGACACUUUUACCGUAAUUCUCUGGAUAGUAAACUGGACAGUCCUAUCAUGAGCACAAGAGGCAAAGAUCGCUCGUUUCUUCCGUGGCCCGUUCGAGUGUUUGAAUGCCAGCACUGUGUUGUGGAGUUGACGAUGGUUUCAACCCGCGACAACCUCAACCAGUAUAGCGAAAAGUUUGGGAACCAUUCUGCAUGGCUCUGUUACUAUAGUAUCGAUGGCUCCUGCAAAAGGCUGGACUUAAGGAAAAACAUCCGAAAGAAAUUGAAAAACGUUGUUCUGCAUGAGCUUGAGAACUCACCACUCAGUGACAAAAUACCAAUUUUGGACAAGAUAGUGGAGUCAGGGAGAUUUAUAGGCCUCUCAUGUUCCGUUUUACGGAGCCAGAAAACAGGAGAAAAAACAGGGACACAUAGAAAAACUGCCAUAACUGCAAUAUCCAGGCUGCAAAUCAACACAACCCUUCUUCAGUCUGGAUCUAGUGAAGUUAAGAGGUCGUUGCCUCCUCGUUUCAAAAAAUGGUCUUGGGAAAAAAAGAAACAAACUUUCAAAGUUCUGAAUGAAACGUACGACUGUUUUAGCCUGUGUCUGCUCUCAACAGUAAUACUAGGGGAAGCCACACUUCUGCUAAAGUUCUCUGUACGUCCAGAGCUACAUGUACAGAAAGACAGAAACUGCAGUGUCCUAGUGUUUGUGAACUGCUCAGACAGUGACAGUUUUGGUGAUGUCAGGAUCCACUGUGUUCCUGACCCCAAGCACCAAUGGUAUGAACAAGUAACUCCCUCCCCCCAGCUCUAUAUCUCUCACUUCAGGCAUAUCAGAUAUGCGACAGCUCUGAGAGUGAAUCCAAAGUGCACUCUUGUCUACAUGGUCUUUGACCUCAAUGGAGAUGUGGUUGUAGAAAAGGAUCUAACCCCAAAUCUGCAUGGGCCCUUUACUUUUAGAAAAAUUCUUCGUUACUUCUGCCCUCACUUCUCAAUGGGGUCUCGUUUCUUUGGAUGGAGGGGGGUGGAUCAGAGCGGGCCUGUGGUGUACAGCUGUGACCUUACUUUGGGAAAUAUGUUGUCCUAUGAUAAUUUCCCUCCCUCAACGCUCAUUGAAGCACUGAUACCUGUUCCUGGACUAGUAUUAGUGCACACCAACAACGGAGUCCUGCUCUUGAACGCACACACAUUGGCUCCGGUCAGUAUCCUUGGGCUCAGUUCACCAGAAGAAGACGUACAGACAUUGUACCAGUUUCCUGUAUUGGAGAGUCUGUUUUCGGUACUCAAGGUGUGGGAUGUUCAGUAUGAUCCCCACACACAACCAAGUCAACCAAAACCUAAAGGUGCUGAACUUCAGAAGACACAGUUUGGAACGAUUCAGCUUUGGAGUAAGUACCUGAAACAGGGUUCCAUUCUGACUAUUGAAGGAACUGCUGGGGCACAUGAGAGCUGCAAAUUAGGGCUAGCAGUGAACAACAGAAUCUUGAUACUGCAUAUUGAAAAUGACUGCGUGAAAUGUGAGCUAGAUGUACUACUCCCUGGCAAACCAACUGAACUACUUUCGAUGGGUCCGUCUGGAUAUAUUGUGAGUACAACCAACUUUGGGGACUAUUUUCGAGAGGAGCUAUACUGGAUAUCAGUGGUUGGUCAGCUGAGAGGCGUGCUUCCAUGUCUAGGGAUAGGGCCACGCAGUUUUCUCUCUGUUAUUUUGCCAGGGCGUGAGCAUGUGAAUGGUGAUGAAGAUCAUGAUGAAGACCAUGGACUCUAUCUGUAUCUAAAUGAUGGGCAAGGAGCUAUAGUGUGUAUAUAUUUAAAGUAACGCUAGCGCGUUGUUUUAGUUUCAAUGAGUUGUAUGUAACUGCCAAAUACAGUGUUAUUUUUAAUGA
Molecule: messenger RNA, 4777 nt
Organism: Halichondria panicea
Lineage: Eukaryota; Metazoa; Porifera; Demospongiae; Suberitida; Halichondriidae
Exons: 22
Coding region: 868-4710 (1280 amino acids)
Source: RefSeq, a predicted model, not a curated record